Molecule: messenger RNA, 828 nt
Organism: Cuscuta epithymum
Lineage: Eukaryota; Viridiplantae; Streptophyta; Magnoliopsida; Solanales; Convolvulaceae
Source: the annotation of a GenBank genome assembly
AUCACAUCUAAUCUCAUCUUCCGAAUCAAAGAUCCUCUCCAGCCCCCCAAAAUCGCCCCUUUGAUCCAUUCAUCUUCUGGGAGUAUAUAACAGCACAUCCUUCCCAAUUCUGUCACAUUCCCAAAAUUCACUCUACAUAAGUUCAUAUUCUUUUUGUAUACUUCAUAAGUUUAUCAUCAAUGGCAUACAGCGAGUGUCAAAACUUCCACGUUCUUGCCGUCGACGACAGCAUCGUCGACCGGAAACUGAUCGAGAGGAUCCUGAAGGCUUGCUCCGGUGACAAUGUGAAAGUGACGGUGGUGGAUUCCGGGGCCAUGGCUCUCCGAGUGUUGAAUGAGGUGGGAGCGGAUCUGAUCAUCUCCGAUUACAGCAUGCCCGGAAUGACCGGGUACGAUCUGUUGAGGGAGAUCAAGGGCUGCUCUGCUCUGAAGCAUAUCUCCGUCGUCAUUGUGUCGUCAGAGGAUAUUCCUGCCCGGAUUAAUACCUGUCUGUCGGAGGGCGCCGAGGAGUACUGUCUGAAGCCGGUCCGGCUGUCGGACGUCAGGCCGCACCUGCAGAACGCCUGUAAAGGAAGAGCGGUCAGCGGAUUGAGUUCUACAUCUUGUGGGAUAUUUUGAAUUAACCAGUUUUGUGGAUUCUUGCCGGGAUUAGUUAUUGUGCUCCAGAACAAUUUUGCUGUUUCCAUUUCGGAUUUGUGAAGAUAUUUUAAAUUUUAGAAACUAUGAUGUAUUUAAUUGUUUUUUACGAUGUAUUUUAUUUUUCUUAUAGGAUUUAGAUUAUUCAAUUAAGAUAUUGAUAGUGAAUAAAUUGCUCAAUUAGAUUCUCCCA